Molecule: messenger RNA, 1783 nt
Organism: Daktulosphaira vitifoliae (grape phylloxera)
Lineage: Eukaryota; Metazoa; Arthropoda; Insecta; Hemiptera; Phylloxeridae
Product: probable cytochrome P450 6a13
Exons: 4
Coding region: 107-1633 (508 amino acids)
Molecular function (GO): oxidoreductase activity, acting on paired donors, with incorporation or reduction of molecular oxygen; heme binding; iron ion binding
Source: RefSeq, a predicted model, not a curated record
UGUUAUGUAGUUGUACUCAAACAUUUGAGUGAGAAAACUUAUAGUAUAUUAGCAAAUUAUCGAAUUUUUAAAAUAGUUACUUAUAAUUGUGAACGAAUCUAUAACGAUGCCGCGUGAUUUCAGUUUUUAUUCGUUUGAUGUUACAUUAACAUUAGUUAUUUUAGUGGUAUUAUUAUUGUAUUACUUAAGUACUUUGACUUUUAGUUAUUGGCAUAAAAAGAAUGUGCCGCAUUUUCGUCCUGUUCCUUUAUUUGGGAAUUUCAUAGAAUUUGCUCUUGGAUUAAAAAUGACUGUUGAAAUACUUGAAAAAAAUUAUAGACAUCCCAGUGAUAAAAAAUACGUUGGUAUAUAUCAGAUGAUGACACCAGUUUUGCUUAUACGAGAUCCUGAGCUUAUAAAUAAUAUUUUAGUAAAGGAUUUUUCACAUUUUACUGACCGAGGGAUGCCUCUUGGCAUCGGUGAGCCACUUUUUAAUCAUUUACUUUUUAUGAAAGGACAACAAUGGAAAAUAAUGAGAGCUAAAAUUUCUCCAAUAUUUACUUCUCGUUUACUGAAAAAUAUGUAUGAACAAAUAGGAAAAUGCAGUAGUAAAUUACUUGAUAAAAUUGAAAAUAACUUAAAAAAUGAUGAUGUUAUUGAAGUUCGCAAUAUGAUGGGAAACUACUCAACAGAUGUUAUUGGAACAUGUGCUUUUGGAUUGGAACUCAAUUCAAUUACUGAUGAUGAUUCACCUUUCCGAAAAGCCGGCAAAGAAAUGUUAACUCCAACAUUGUCGACUAUGACCAGUCAAUUAGUACAAUUGAUAUAUCCUCCUUUAAAAAAAAUUUUAAACGUUAAAGACAUGCCAGAAAAUGCAGGUAAAUUUUUCACAUCUGCGUUCAAUGAUACUCUGAAAUAUAGAAAAGAAAAUAGUAUUUUGAGAAACGAUCUUGUCCAAUGUUUAAUAGAAGCUAACACAGAUCUUGUUUUAAAGAAAACUGAACCCUUAGUUGAAUUUAAGUACUCAGACAUAGUUGCAAAUGCGAUUGUAAUGUUUCUUGCUGGUUUUGAAACCGUUUCUUCCACCAUGAGCUUUUGUUUAUAUGAACUUGCAUUAAACAAACCUAUCCAAGACAAAGUUCGGAAAGAAAUGACUCAAUUAAUGGCUAAGCACAAUGGAGAAAUUAAUUCUGAAUUUUUGUCUGACUUGCAUUAUUUAGAGAAGGUUUUAGCUGAAACACUUAGAAUGUAUCCACCAUUACCUUUUCUCGAUAGAAAAGUGACGAAGGAUUAUCAAAUAGAUGAUGAGUUUAUAUUACGGAAAGGCAUGAAAACCAUGAUAUCCAUAUAUAGUUUGCAUAUGGACUCCAAAUUCUAUCCUGAUCCUAAGAAAUUUGAUCCCAAUAGAUUUACUGCUGAAGAAAAAGGUAGAAGACCAAAUGGAACGUAUUUGCCAUUUGGAGACGGCCCACGUCAUUGUAUUGGUAAGCGUUUUGCUGAAAUGGAAAUGAAAUUGGCAUUGACAGAAUUAUUAAUUAAUUAUGAAGUAGAACCAUGCGAAAAAACUGAUAUACCAUUAGUGCUUUUAGUAAAACCUGUAUUGUUUACUCCCAAAAAUGGAAUAUCGCUAAGAUUUAAGAAAAUAAUACAUUAAUAUUUUCUAUUCAAUAAAUAUUAUUUAUGUUGAAUCAUAAUGUUUCAAUAUGAAUCUGUAUUUUGAUAUUUAAAAUAACUACAAUUUUUUAAAUAACUAUUGAUUUCAAUUAAUUUUUUUAUUCAAUAAUAUGGAUAAAUUUUCAUUGUA